This is a messenger RNA of Cydia splendana, 4913 nucleotides long. It is a transcript of the gene Lztr1, whose product is annotated as leucine-zipper-like transcriptional regulator 1. Gene Ontology annotation, cellular component: Golgi apparatus. Gene Ontology annotation, molecular function: protein binding. The transcript is spliced from 16 exons. The coding region runs from base 121 to 2505 and encodes 794 amino acids. The record is from RefSeq and is a predicted model, not a curated record. NCBI's taxonomy places the organism in Eukaryota, Metazoa, Arthropoda, Insecta, Lepidoptera, Tortricidae.
GAUCAAUCUCUGCAUACUACACACGGAUUUCAUUGAUAAAUUUUGUUUGUUUGUAUCACGGCUAUUGUUUAGGAGAUAGGUAGUUUUCUUGAAUACGGUUUUAAAAGAAAGGCCGCCUGAAUGCAGAGCAGGGAGAAGAUGAUAACGGAGCAGCUGCGGAAUCCGAAUGAGCUGGACAUCAGCCUUCGGAUGGAGUUUGGUCCGUUUGAAACGGUGCACAAAUGGAAGAAGUUGUCAGAGUGCUAUGAGUUUGUUGGAGCCAAACGGAGCAAGCACACAGCGGUGGCCUACAAAGACGCGAUAUACGUGUUCGGUGGCGACAACGGCAAGUUCAUGCUCAACGACCUGGUCAGGUUUGACAUCUGGGAGAUGUCCUGGACCAAAGUGGGCUUCCAGGGCACCCCGCCGGCUCCAAGAUACCACCACUCUGCUGUUGUGCACCGUUCAUCCAUGUUCGUGUUCGGCGGCUACACGGGCGACAUCCUGGCCAACUCCAACCUCACCAACAAGAACGAUCUCUUCGAGUUCAAGUUCUCCAGCGCGCAGUGGGUGCAGUGGAAGUUCCAGGGACAGGAGCCGGUGCCACGGUCAGCUCACGGCGCAGCGGUUUACGAUGACAAGCUAUGGAUUUUCGCCGGCUACGACGGCAAUGCGCGGCUCAACGACAUGUGGACCAUCAACUUAGUGGGCGACAACCACCAAUGGGAGCGUGUGGAGCAGAAAGGUCAAUGCCCGCCCACCUGCUGCAACUUCCCCGUGGCGGUGGCGCGGGGCAAGAUGUUCGUGUUCAGUGGGCAGAGCGGCGCCAAGAUCACCAACGCACUCUUCCAGUUCGACUUCGAGACGCACACUUGGAGCCGCGUCUGCACAGAGCACUUGCUCCGCUGCGCAGGUCCGGCGCCAGCGCGUCGCUACGGACACGUGAUGGUGUCCCACGGACGGCACCUCUACGUGUUCGGAGGCGCCGCCGACAGUACCCUACCUAGUGACUUGCACAGCUUCGACCUUGACACGCAGAUGUGGUCGGUGGUACACCCGGCGCACGACUCGCAGGUGCCGGUGGGGCGGCUGUUCCACGCGGGCGCCGUGGUGGGCGACGCGCUGUACGUGUUCGGCGGCACCGUCGACAACAAUGUGCGCAGCGGCGAGCUCUUCUGCUUCCAGCUGUCAGACUACCCGCGCUGCACGCUCCACGACGACUUCGGCCGCAUACUUAAAUCCCAGCAGUUCUGCGACGUGGUAGUCCUAGUGGGAGUUGAAGAGAGCUGCGUGCUAGCACACCAGGCGCUGUUAGCUGCCAGGUCUACAUACCUACGUGCCAGGAUACAGGAAGCGCGUGAAGAACUAUCCCGACGCAUAGACGAGGGCCUCGAAAAGCCCCUAGAAGUAUACGACUAUAAGGCGAAGCCGCGGCUCACGCUAAAGUUACCUGAAGCCACCCCGGAGGCGUUCGACAUGGUGCUCAACUUCAUAUACACGGACCGGAUCGACCCGAGCGAGAAAUAUGAGGACCCCGAAAAGCCCUCCACCAUCCUGCAAGUAAUGGAAGUCCUCCGCCUAGCGCUCCGCCUGAACAUUCCUCGCCUCCGCGGGCUAUGCGCCCGCUUCCUCAAGGCCAACCUCUGCUACAGCAACGUGUUGCCAGCUCUCCACUCCGCGCACCACGCCCAGGUGCAUUCCGUCAAGGAGUACUGUCUCAGAUUUCUAGUAAAGGACUACAAUUUUACGCAAAUAGUGAUGUCACCAGAAUUCGAAACGAUGGAAAAGAGCCUCAUGGUGGAAAUGAUCCGUCGUCGGCACCGACCACAGGCCAAACCACCGGCGCCGCAAGAGAGCGACGAAGAUAUUAUAGGAACAACCCUCGAGCAAGACAUGUCCGUGUUCGUGGGCGGCUCGGGCUUGGGGCUGAGCGACGUGCGCCUGCGCGUGGGCGCCGCGUGGCGCGCCGCGCACCGCUCCAUCCUCGCCGCGCGCGCCGCAUACUUCGAGGCCAUGUUCCGCUCCUUCUGUCCCACGGACAACACCGUCAACAUUCAAAUAUGCGACACGGUGCCUUCGGAGGAGGCUUUCGACUCGCUGCUGCGCUACAUUUACUACGGAGACACCAACAUGCCCACUGAAGAUUCGCUCUAUUUGUUCCAAGCACCCAUUUAUUACGGCUUCACGAAUAACCGUCUCCAAGUAUUCUGCAAGCACAAUCUACAGAGCAAUGUCACCCCGGACAACGUACUGGCAAUAUUGCAAGCGGCGGACCGAAUGCGGGCCGCCGAUAUCAAGGAAUACGCGCUCAAGAUGAUCGUGCACAACUUCUACCAGCUGGCCCACCAGGAGUCCAUAAAGACCCUCCCCCAACCCCUCCUCGUGGACAUCGUGGUGGCGCUCGCCACCGCGCGCCGCGCCGACUCCCCCCUCCCCGCGCAGCCGCGCUCCCUCCCCUCCUCCUCCUCCGCCGACACGCUGGCCGACGACGACCACAGGAGGAAGGACCAUCCCAACUAUUGGUAGUUAGGCCUGAACUAAACCGACAUUCAUGUAGUCCACAGCCGCGCUUACUGAACGUAAGCAUAGAGAAAAAAAAUACAUAAGUGCUCACUCCAUACCAGGGAUGUUGCGAAUAUUCGCAUCCGCAUCCGCGGAACAUCCGCAUCUGCAUCCACAUCCGCAUAAAAUCGAUGCGGAGCUCAUGCGGAUGCGGAUGUCGACUAAGUCGGUAACAGGAAUGUCUUAGCGGCGGCGUAAGUGCUAGGUAAUUUCGUCAUUAUAUAUAACGAAAUCGUUAUAUAUAAUAAAAAAUACUAAAAAUGUACUAUUUGACGUUUUAUAAGUACCAAAUCUUGACAUCCGCAUCCGCGGAUGUGAGGCUUUAAAUAUCCGCAUCCGCAUCCGCGGAUUUAAAAAAAUCUGCAUCCGCAACAUCCCUGCUCCAUACAUCAGUUUUGAUACCAAAACGACUAUUAUUUUCGUAGUCGACAUCUAGCAUCGAGAAGCGGAAUUAUCAGUAGGUACUGCUACUUGACAAUAGAUGUUCCGACGAACGAGUGAGUCGCGACACUAGAGAAUUCUAGUAUCAAGUAGCGGUACUGAAAAUUCCACUACUCGAUGCUGGAUGUCGACUGCGAAAAUAAUAGUCGUUUUGGUACCAAAACUGAUGUAUCUAUGAAGUGAGCUCUCUAUUCUCACUAUAUUUCUCUAUGACUUAAGACAUUCUUAGUUAGACAUUAGAUAAUGAGACUCCACAGUCGGGCUCGCUCCCUUCGGUCUCGUCCGCUGACACGGCUGAUAAGGACCAUUGUAGGAAACCGGACCAUCCCCUAUUGGUAGUUAGGCCUGCAAGCCUAUUAUGGACGGCUUUAUUCACGUGACAAAAUAUCCGUCACUUUUUGACGGAUGCCGUUUUAUCACGCUGUCACGUAGACAAGAACGACUAUCAUAUCCGUACUGAACUGAACAGACGUCCUUGGAGUCCACAGCUGCGCACGCAUGAUACAAGAAUUGUAGAAUGGGGCUUUGAGUCCUUGUACUCUAUAGAAAUUAUAUGUCAUGCAACAGUUUUGAUUAUACAUAGUCAAUUAUUAGAUAUAUUAUUAUAAGUUAUUGACACAAUUGAUUUGUAUAUAAAAAAGAACAUUAUUAAUUUCAGAGUGAAAAGAAAGAUAUGUUUUGUUAUAAAGCUUAAUUAUGUAACUUUACUAUACAUAUAGAUACGCAAUGUAUUGUAUUUGUUAGCUAAGACUGCAUUUAUUAUAUUAUUAACGGUUAUAGGAGAUACGUUUUCAAUUUGACUAUUACUACACAAAGUUUUAGCAAACUAUAAUAUAUACACACCUAAAAAAAUAGUUAUUUGUUACAUGGCGGCAAAGUUGUUGUUUAACAACUAGUGCUAGUUUUGAUUGCGCCUUUAUGAGCUGUUAUUUUGAAACAUUGUUGUUUUUUUUUUCAAAAAUGGCAGCAUACUCAUUUUUUUUUUAAGUUAAUAGAUGCACAUUUUUAAAUUCUAUCAAGAGUACUAUGAAGGCAGCAGUAACGCCUGGUCAUCAUACCAAUAUAUUUAGGAGAGGUAUGGACUGCCACAAGAUGUUUCAUACCUGUUUAAAUAUCACAAAUGUUACUGCUUUCUCUCUAAUACUGGUGUUUGUAUGGAUGUAAUGGUUCAUGCAUCAAAAAGUCACUUGUUUGGGUAUGACACCCAUUUAGUGCCAAAAAUAGUUCCAGGGACUUAUUUAAUUAUAACUAUUUAGAAGGCAAAAAAAAGGCCUGACAGCUUUUUCUAACAAAACAAAACAUGUCCCAGUAGGUUCUUAUUUGUGGUGAGCUAGAAUCAGACCAAGCUAAUCUUUGGCUUUCUAAGUGUGGCCAUGUUAGCAUUAAUGUCAAUUUUCUAUAAAAAUAUGACACAAUGACACACCUCACUUUGUUCUAUUGUAAUUAGUGCAGAAACGUUAGCUUAACCCUUCAUAUGCCUUUGUCAAAAAUUUGCUACUGAAUUAAUAACUUUGAAAUCAUAAAUUACAGUCCAAAUUGUCUGGGACGGAUACGGGACAACCAAGGCAUACGAAAGGUUAAACAGAUUCUUUUCCCAUUCAAGAUAAUGGACUAAGGCUAGUUGACAUCCAAAUUGAUUAUAAUUGGACGUCAAAGAUAUGUUUACACUUUUGCGCCUUACUCCUUUGUAAUAAGGCGAAAAGUGUAAACAUAUAUUUGACGUGUCGACUGUACCACAAAGGAAUUUAAAUGUUUUGAGAAGCACUUGUGUAGAUGUCAUGUUAGUGUGCACUUUAUUUACGUAAUUUUCUUUUAUAGACAUUUAGGAAAUGUUUACUAAUCUAGUCAUUUUAAAGUGUAUUGAGACAUUUAAAAUCAUAUUACUGCAUCUAACAUGACAUUAUUGUUGAGUAAUAGAGUUAGACCAAGAA